This is a messenger RNA of Drosophila persimilis, 703 nucleotides long. Its product is annotated as microtubule-associated protein RP/EB family member 2-like. The transcript is spliced from 2 exons. NCBI's taxonomy places the organism in Eukaryota, Metazoa, Arthropoda, Insecta, Diptera, Drosophilidae. Bases 5 to 367 code for a protein of 120 amino acids. The record is from RefSeq and is a predicted model, not a curated record. Gene Ontology annotation, molecular function: microtubule plus-end binding. Gene Ontology annotation, cellular component: microtubule organizing center; cytoplasmic microtubule; microtubule plus-end. Gene Ontology annotation, biological process: protein localization to microtubule plus-end; spindle assembly; regulation of microtubule polymerization or depolymerization.
CACUAUGUCGCGCUCUGCUCUAAUGAGCUGGGUCAGCUGCCUGUUGAAGGUGAAGUACACGGAAGUCGGGGAGAUGGUCACCGGAGUGCCGUACUGCCAGAUGAUGGCACACAUGUUCCCUGGCUGCAUCGAUAUGCGACGCUUGAAGGUGUCUCAGUACCUCGACUCAGAUGAAUGCAUCCACAAUCUGGUAUUGUUGCAGGACGCCUUCAGGCGCUUGGGGAUCGAUAAGGCAGUGCCCAUCGAGAGUAUUGCCAGGAACAGCUUUAAGGCAAGCCUGGAAUUCCUGCAGUGGUUCAAAAAGUUUUACGAUAAAUCAUAUAGCAUUGAAUGGGAGGACCCAAUGGGCGGACAGAUAUUAAGGUAAAUUUUGGUGGGUUUGCAUUCAAAAAAUCGCCAUUUGAAUAGGACACCGACACCGACACCCCAUCAUCCACUGCUCACAGAACAGGCACGUUAGGGACUUGAUUUCUUUUUUAAAUUAAAGUUUAUUGAAUGAAGGGAAAGAUCUAGUGCUAGUGCUCAAAGUUUUUCAAAAUAAUAUGCGCAAAAACACAGCAAAGUUUUAACGAUGAUGGGCAGUGCCUUUCCCCUAAACAAAAGCAUAGAAUGGGAAUAUUAGAGAAGCUAUUGGUGGAAAGAUAGAGACGUGAAUGUCUGUAGAAUGAAUAUAAUGAAAGGUACUUAUUGUCUUUAUUCUGUU